Molecule: messenger RNA, 582 nt
Organism: Gloeophyllum trabeum ATCC 11539
Lineage: Eukaryota; Fungi; Basidiomycota; Agaricomycetes; Gloeophyllales; Gloeophyllaceae
Exons: 5
Coding region: 1-582 (193 amino acids)
Source: RefSeq, a predicted model, not a curated record
AUGACGAAGAACCGCAAAGCUAACAAGUCUCAUAAGCCUAACGAACAGCGGCUCGAGAUCUCUGAAGAGGAGCAAUGGCGGAUUAUCAAUCAGUCGGGGAUUCUACGACAGGUAGAUGCCGCGGCCAAGGCGACCGUGACGAAUGCUAGCUCGGAGGAGGAGCCUAUAUCUCUUGCGGAGGAGAUAUUUAAUUCACUCGUCUUCAUAACGCCGUGUUCCUUUCUCCUAUUAAUGAUGGAAAUACUAAUACACUAUCAAUACGGCAAGCACCCGACAUUCGAUGACCUUGCGCGGCGAAUGAUAUCUGGCGUUCCAAUUCUGUCCAUAUUUGUGUUUUACACCGUCCGACAUAAGCAGGAUCGCCGCGUACAAUUCUUGCUCUUUCUGCUAUCACUCGCCACGGGGAUGAGGCUGAUCUGGCUAGUCAACCGUGGCAGCUGGCUUACGAACAUGCGGCAAUGCCCCCCACUGGCCACCGCCUGGAUAUACGCAGUUGUGCAGCUUGACCUCGGUCCUGCAACUUUGAGCCUUGUGAUCGUGUUCAGCUGGGUAUGGUGGGCCGGCUUGAAACUAACCUUCUAA